Messenger RNA from Pimephales promelas (fathead minnow), 1832 nucleotides. It is a transcript of the gene scamp5a, whose product is annotated as secretory carrier membrane protein 5a. The record is from RefSeq and is a predicted model, not a curated record. Gene Ontology annotation, biological process: protein transport. Gene Ontology annotation, cellular component: trans-Golgi network membrane; recycling endosome membrane. NCBI's taxonomy places the organism in Eukaryota, Metazoa, Chordata, Actinopteri, Cypriniformes, Leuciscidae.
UUUAUUCAGCAUCACACACACUCAUCUCAUCCCUCGCGAAACGGAUGCUCGUCGACGCGCUUGCGUGCGUAUGUGUGUGUAGGAGUACCGUGACGAGAUUGUUUUCACUCCCAUUUUCUUAUUAUCAUCUCAUAAUAUACCGGAUUUGGAAGACAUCUCCAUCACAAGUGCAUCGAUCGUUGAAUGGAAAGCGGUUUAGUAGAUGCAACUGAGCGCGUGCAUUGGAAUUCUUGAUUGAACGCGAGAGAAGGUUUUUAAAAAUUAAAGUUUGACGUUGGUGAUUUGAAAGAAAAAAAGAAUAUCCAUGGCAGAAAACAAUUUCCCUCCUCUACCACGGUUCAUUCCACUGAAACCAUGUUUUUACCAAGACUUCAACGAGAUCCCAGACCAGUGGCGUUCAAUGUGCAAGCGAAUGUAUUACCUAUGGAUAUUGAAUAGUGCCACUCUGGCAGCAAACCUGAUUGGCUGCCUAGCAUGGAUGUGUGGAGGGGGCGGAGCAACCAAUUUUGGUAUGGCCAUUCUGUGGCUGAUACUGUUCACCCCAUGCUCAUACGUGUGCUGGUUUAGGCCCAUCUACAAGGCCUUCAAGACAGACAGUUCUUUCAACUUCAUGAUGUUCUUUUUCGUCUUCAUGGCGCAGGUGGUGAUUAGUAUCAUCCAGGCCGUUGGAAUCCCAGGAUGGGGAGUUUGUGGCUGGCUGGCCACCAUCACUUUUUUCAGCACUAAUAUUGGCUCUGCCGUCGUUAUGCUGAUCCCCACCAUAAUGUUCACUGUCGUGGCUGUUUUCUCCUUCAUUGCCCUCACCAAGGUUCACAACUUCUACCGUGGCAGCGGAGGCAGCAUGAGCAAGGCUCAGGAAGAAUGGACCACCGGUGCUUGGAAGAACCCUCACGUCCAGCAGGCAGCUCAGCAGGCAGCUAUGGGCGCCGCACAGGGGGCCAUGCCGGGCCAACAACAGUACUCCGCUGCACCAACCUACAACUAUGAUGAUCCAAUGUAGAUCCUUUACAUCCUCAAUGGGGGGAGGGGACAGAAACAGGGUAUUUGGGAGGGAUAAAGUCAGUAAAAGACUAGUUUGGGGCAGGGAGAAAAGAAAAGAUAUAUCUGACCAAUUUGAAUUCAAAUAGGUUCCCACAGUACAACAAUACAUAAGCUUUUUCUUAAACCGUUUUAAAAGUGUGUGAUAGUUUAAGGAGUUGCUUUUGGUAAAUAGGAAAGGAUCAGUCUUGCCAUGGGGUAUUACGGCAGAUUUAAUUAACGGUUGUGUAGUGUUUCUCCACUUAAUGUAUUUUAAACACUAGAUCACAGAUAAGGAAACAUUCCAAAGCUCACUACGUUUCUGUAGGAAAUAGAAACGAUUCUCGGAUGGUUGUCAGAUUCAUCUAUGUGGUAUUUGCAAGCCAGUUAUAUAUUUUGGUUGGCUGUUAGUAUUUAAAAACACAUAGGAGACACAUCUUUACUCUCACGUCUUAAGAAUAAACAUAGGUUUUUAUGCACAGUCACAGACAGAAGAAACGAUCAGCUACCGUAAAUAAAUUGACUGGUAUUUACUUGAUCUCACGGAUGAAAGGGUAUAAAGCUUAUAAACAUUACAUUGUUUCUGUUGAGCACUUUACAUCAAGUGCAAGUACAAAGAGAGCUUGUUUUGUCUUGUCAAGUUGGUUUUCUUUUCUUUGAAGGUACAAAGGAAAGCCAUAUGUUUACGUUGUUUUAGUUGUUGCGUAUUUUCGUUCGCGUUAAAGGUUGUUUUAAUAUGUGUACACUCUUAGAAGAAAUGGUUCUAUUUAGAACCAGAAAUGGUUCCAUCCCCCGCUUCAUAUAUGGAACUCCAA